AUGUCGACUGAUAUAACGCACAAGAAGUUUGAUGCCGAGGAGUCUCCGGUUGACGACAAAGCUGUUGGAGACGUUGUCAAUGCCUCCGGCCACAAGCAGGAGCUCCAACGGAACUUUGGUCUCUUGAGUAUUUGUGCAAUUGCAGUGACCACGGGAAACACUUGGAUCGCUCAAGGUGGCAGUGUUACCAUCAAUAUCGCCAAUGGAGGACCUGCCGGCAUAAUUUACGAGUUUAUCGCAGUGUCGAUCUGUUAUUGGCUAGUAGCCGCAUCGAUUGCCGAGUUGGCAUCUGCUAUGCCUUCAGCAAGUGGAGUUUACCACUGGGCAUCGGUGACUGCAGGCAAAUAUGGUCGACCCUGCGGAUGGUUCGCUGGCUGGUGGAAUAUGCUCGCCUGGGUCUUUGGAGCAGCAUCCAUGUCCUCCAUUCUCGGAAACCAAACAGUCUCGAUGUACGCCCUUUUUCACCCAGACUUUGAGCCCGAAGCAUGGCACGUCUUCGUCAGCAUGCUCAUCUGCACUUGGGUUUGUUGCUUGACUGUUCUGUUCGCCAACAAGGUUCUUCCUAAAAUCGGUAACCUAGGCAUGGUUCUCAUUAUUGGCGGUGUUUUUAUUACCAUAGUUGUCUGUGCUGUGAUGCCACAUGUCAAUGGAGUGGAAUAUGCGUCGAACGAGUUUGUGUGGCGUAGCUGGACGAGCAAUACGGGAUACUCCAACCAAGGUUUCGUUUUUGUUGCCGGUAUGCUCAACGGCGCAUACAGUGUUGGCACGCCUGAUGUUACUUCACAUUUGGCCGAAGAGAUUCCUCAUCCGAGUAGAAACAUCCCCAAAGCUGUGUUGGCCCAGAUGUCAGUUGGAUUUAUCACCGGAUUUCUCUACAUGAUCGCCAUGUUCUAUUCUAUCCAGUCCCUCGACGACGUCUUGAACAGUGUUUUCGGCUUCCCUCUCGCUGAAAUUUACCGCCAAGCUACAGGAAGCAGGGGCGGCGCUUUAGGGCUUCUGAUUGUAGCAUUCUUGCCCACCUUAAUCACUUGCAUUGGAUGUUACAUCACCGCCGGUCGUACCCUCUGGACUCUAGCUCGAGACAACGCAACACCUUUCUCUGGUUGGAUUGGACACAUUAAUACUCGCUUUCAAAAUCCCUUCAAUGCCACGUUGGUAUGUGGCUGCAUGAUCACCGUCCUUGCAUGUAUCUACGUCGGCUCAACCACUGCAUUCAACGCCUUUAUCGGAUCCUACAUCCAGCUUUCUACGCUCUCAUAUUUCACAGCCAUUUUCCCUCACGUUUUGACCCGCCGAUCAUUGAUUACUCCCGGAUACUUCCACAUGAAGAACUCCGUCGGCUACGUCGUCAACAUUCUCAGCUGCAUCUAUAUCGUCGCCUUUAUCAUCAUUUUCUGUUUCCCCUACGCUCUUCCUACCGAUGCUCAGUCUAUGAACUACGCAAGUCUAAUUACAGGUGGUCUCACCAUCUUUAUUGCUAUCUGGUGGUUUGUUCGUCAGCGAGACUAUGUUGGACCACAGGCUAUUCCGCUCACUGAUCGAACGGUUGCAGAUGAUGCGAAAUGA
This is a messenger RNA of Talaromyces marneffei, 1566 nucleotides long. RefSeq lists its product as uncharacterized. Bases 1 to 1566 code for a protein of 521 amino acids. Gene Ontology annotation, biological process: amino acid transport; transmembrane transport. Gene Ontology annotation, molecular function: transmembrane transporter activity. Gene Ontology annotation, cellular component: membrane. NCBI's taxonomy places the organism in Eukaryota, Fungi, Ascomycota, Eurotiomycetes, Eurotiales, Trichocomaceae. The record is from RefSeq and is a predicted model, not a curated record. The transcript is spliced from 5 exons.